Messenger RNA from Arctia plantaginis, 288 nucleotides. NCBI's taxonomy places the organism in Eukaryota, Metazoa, Arthropoda, Insecta, Lepidoptera, Erebidae. The record is from the annotation of a GenBank genome assembly.
AUGAACAGCCUGUUUUAUUUAACGGUCUUUGCUAUUUGCUUUGCGGCAAUCUGUGGAUCUGGUUCUACAGUUGCCGCAGCACCUUUAUUGGCAGCUUUUGAAAAUAAAAAUUUAAGCCAUGAGUCCUCCAACCGAGUUGUGAGACAAGUACCACCCUUAGGAAAGGAUAUACCCCCUCCACCUGAUUUUCCACCCCAAGUUCGUCCUAACAAGUUUGAUGAUAACUUUUCACGCAUAAAGAGAGAAGCAAAAGGUGUCGGAGGUUCAAUACCGACCAGAAAAGGAUAA